CAUACCAUCGCCAACCCUCUCUUUAAUUCAAGUAAUAUUUGAAAACAAGCAAUCCCUGUUCUCUCUCUCUCUCUCUUCCUUCUGCUUCCAAAGGAUUCAUUAAACUCGCCACCUAAUCCGCUCUUCUUCAUUUACCUUGGAAGAACCAGUCUUUGCUUUUUGGUUUUCUUGUCUUCAAAAAUCAAUCUUUUUUUCAUCUGUUUCUCUGUUUCUUUUUCAUCAAUAAGAUUUAAUAGUACACUUCUAUAACAAGGAAAGAAUUUCCAAAAGAAAAAGAGAUAAUGAAGGAAAUGACAGCUACAUCAGCAACUUUGGUUCAGAAUACUUCAUCAUUAUUGUCUUCAUCUUCUUCAUCAAUGUCUUCUUCCUCCUUUUUUACAAACUACCCUCUCAUUUGUGCUUUUCUUGCCUUUGCUAUUGCCCAAUCUAUCAAGUUCUUAACCUCCUGGUACAAGGAAAGACGAUGUGAUAUCAAGCAACUUGUAGGAUCUGGUGGGAUGCCUUCAUCGCAUUCUGCCACAGUUGCUGCUCUUGCUACAGCUAUUGGAUUACAAGAAGGCUUCAGAGGAGCACUAUUUGCAACUGCAUUGAUCUUAGCAUGCAUUGUAAUGUAUGAUGCAACUGGUGUAAGAUUACAGGCUGGACGGCAGGCAGAGGUCCUGAAUCAAAUUGUUUAUGAAUUGCCCGCUGAACAUCCCUUGGCUGAGAGCAGACCAUUACGUGAACUUCUUGGUCACACCCCUCCCCAGGUUAUUGCUGGUGGAUUGCUUGGUGUUAUUACAGCAGUUGCUGGCUAUUUAAUUACUCUGACUGCUAGUUAAAGUUGAUGCUCAUGUAGAUCAUAGAUAUCAUUCGACAAUAGCUUUGAUGUUUGAACUUGUUCUGCCACGCAAAAGAACUGCAACUCGCUGACCUUUGCCCUCGAGGGAGAUUUCUCAGAUUCGAAUGCUAAAGUUUGAGAUGUCUGCAGUAUCAUGUUGCUACCAGUAGCAUCUUAAUUUUAAAUUGAUUCUGUAUCCGGUGUAAUGAAAAGUCAUGACAGUAUGAUACAUGUAAUUGGAAUCUCAGAUUUCCUCAAUCUGAUUAAAUGUAAAAUUAUUUCUGUGAUACUUAUCAGUUAUGGCUUUCUAGCACCGGCUAUGCAGACUUGAUAAUUCAUGUAUUUUUAUUUUAUCUUACACGAAAAUUGAAUGUUAAAAUUUGUG
Molecule: messenger RNA, 1205 nt
Organism: Durio zibethinus
Lineage: Eukaryota; Viridiplantae; Streptophyta; Magnoliopsida; Malvales; Malvaceae
Source: RefSeq, a predicted model, not a curated record